This is a messenger RNA of Nothobranchius furzeri (turquoise killifish), 7024 nucleotides long. The record is from RefSeq and is a predicted model, not a curated record. NCBI's taxonomy places the organism in Eukaryota, Metazoa, Chordata, Actinopteri, Cyprinodontiformes, Nothobranchiidae.
AUUAAAAUAUGAGUUCUGUUGGUCUUUAAUGUGUUAUUUUCAUGCAUGUACCACUUUGACUUCUCAACAGUUGUGAACAUAUUUGUUGCUUUUCAUUCAGUCAUUAGAGCUUUAAAGUGACGAUGUGUAUUUUCCCUGGCAAUAGGGAGCUGUACAUACUUAAAUUAUUGCAAGAAAGCAGUUUUUUGUGUUCGAGUAUGGCCAUUAGGGUCAAAAAUCCCUCGGUUCGCAACCUCCAGCAAAACUAACAAUCACAUCAGACUCUCUUUCAUCACUGGCAACGAGCGAAGAGGUAAUUGUGUAAAACAACAACGUUUAUGACUAGUGAAAAUAAGUAAAUGCAUUUUGUCCUCAUGGGCUCCUGUAGAAGGAAACAUGGCAUCUAAUAUGGCAUCGCCCAGAGACUUAGACCCACUCUAAUGUAUUUUUGACCUGAUUUUUAUGUUUAUAUGUUACAAAGUCACCAAUAUUUUUCAACUGGGCAUCAUUUAAUUCAUUUUCAACAACGUUUUGAUGCAUAUUUCUAGAGAUGAAUAGUAAAAACUACACAUUGUCUCUUUAAGCUCUUAGUAUUACCUUGUAACGUCACAGUAAUCAGUCAAUCAAUCAAUUUUAUUUGUAGGGCACCUUCCACAACGUUAUCAGAAGCCCAAGGUGCUGAACAGCAUCAUCAUAAAAACAUUCCCAGUACCUGGGCAUAAAAGCAAGAUAAAAAUAUAAAAUCAUAAAAUAACAAGCAAGCAAUAUUACAAAUACAGAGAGAUAACGGAAUAAGACUAAUCAAUUAAAAACAAAUGUGGACAAAAUAAAAUCAAGCGUCCUGAUCAAAAGAAGAAGUAUUAAAAACCAUAAUGUCAGGGCAGUUCAAAGAACCCUAGUGCUGAAAAGCAAUCAAAUAAAAAUGAGUAUUUAGACGAGACUUAAAGACUUGAAGGGACGGUGCCUGCCUAAUGCUCAAUGGCAAUUCAUUCCACAGAGUUGGAGCCAAAACAGAAAAUGCACGAUAACCCCUCGAUCGAUAUUUCGACCGGGGGACCACCAGACGUCCCUGCUCGGCUGAGCGAAGAGACCGAGAUGGAGCAUACCUGUGCAAAAGUGCAGUAAUGUAAGAGGGGCACUGCCCUGGAGGGCCUUAUAAACGAGAGUUAAGAUUUUAAAUUUAGCUCGGUAUUGCACCAGGAGCCAGUGCAGAGCAGCCAGCACUGGGGUAAUGUGCUCUCGACAUCUAGUACCUGUCAGGAACCUAGCCACUGAGUUCUGUACAAAUUGGAGCCAUGCAACCGUGCACUGGGCCAGACUAGCAUACAGAGCGUUACAGUAGUCCAGACGGGACAGGACGAAAGCAUGCAACACAGACUCCAGAUGAGCUCUGGACAGCAGAGGCCUGAUCCUGGAUAGUCGUUUCAGGUUAAAAAAAAAAACAGGACCUCACCACUGUAUUUAUGUGAGUGUCAAGAUUAAGUGAGGAGUCGAUUUUAAUCCCCAAAUUACUGACUAUUUUGUUUUCAUAGGGGGUCAAUGGGCCAAGGUCAAUAUCAGCACCUGAGCCAUUUCUUCUGCCAGGACAAAGUAUUAUGACUUCCGUUUUGCUCUCAUUUAGGUGAAAAAAAUUAGAAGCCAUCCAACAUUUUAUGUCCUUCAAACAGUCCAAUAAAGGAGAAACGGAUCUAUCCUCCCCACAUCGAAGAGGGAGAUAGAUCUGGCAGUCAUCAGCAAAAAAAUGAAAUUUCACAUUAUGCUGAGGAAGGAGGACUCCAAGAGGAAGCAAAUACACUGCAAAUAGGAGAGGACCAAGGACAGAGCCCUGUGGCACACCCCAACGAAGUCUCAGGCAGGGUGACGUCACCUCACCCAUCUGAACACUAAAUGUCCUGUCAUGAAGGUAUCCAAACAGAAUCAUCCCUGAUGAGGAAGAGUGUGGCCACCAGCACUGCAGAUGCACCAUGGGGGCCUGGUACCUCAGUGCCCAUCGGGUCUGUUCAUCUGAGGCCAAGUAAAAGACCUCGGUUAGAUGAAGAGGAUGAAGGGGAAGUCUCCAUAUUAAGACCUGAACCCCCUGAAUCCACCUAUGAUCCAGCCCAGUUAGUGAGCGCUGUUGCUGAGUCUUCACAGCUGAUUGAUAUGUCUUCUACUGGAUACAAAGACUCCAAGUACAUAGUAUUUGAGAAAAACCUCGUGGAACUUUUUGAAACGUGUCCAGUUUGCAGCCGUGUGUCGGAGGUGAAGACCUACAGACGAGGAACCUUUCUGUCUAUCCACCAAAAAUGCCAUCACUGCAGUUAUUCAAAGCAAUGGAAAAGUCAGCCAGUGGUGGGGAGCACCCCUGUGGGAAACAUCCAGCUCUCUGCUGCCAUAUAUUUCACCGGUUCUUCUUACUUUAAAGUGCAGAAGGUAUUUGAAGCCAUGCAUCUGCAAAAUAUUAGCUACACAACGUUCCGUAACCAUGCCAACAGUUAUCUGCAACCAGCUGUGAUCCACACAUGGCAGCAGUACCAAGAAGAAGAAUUACGGAUCCUGAGUCAAAAAAGAGUCAAGGUUGGAGGGGACAUGCGAGCAGAUUCACCAGGUCACUCUGCAAAGUUUGGACGUUAUAGUUUGAUGAAUCUGGAGAACAACAGCGUCAUCGACAUUCAGCUUGUCCAGAGCAGUGAGGUUGGUGGAAGCCCAAAGAUGGAGAUAGAAGGACUCAGAAGGAGCCUACGGCUUCUAUGGUCCAAGGGUGUGACAGUCGAUUUAAUUAUUACGGACCGCCACCCCCAGAUCCAAAAGUUCCUCCAAAAGAAAAAGAUAACGCACUACUGCGAUGUCUGGCGUUUACAAAACAGUAUUUCCAAGAGGCUGGCCAAAGUGGCUAAAGAUAAGGACUGUGAGGUGGUGAAGAAGUGGCAGCGUGGAAUCAGCAACCAUGCGUUUUGGUGUGCAACAUCGUCAUCCUCGGGGCCAGAGAGAGUCGCCAAAUGGACGUCCGUGGUGAACCACAUGCAAGACAUCCACGUCCACGACAAUCCCCUCUUUCCCCAAUGCCAACAUCCAGUCCGCCUGAGCAGCGAUCGUAACAAGUGGUUUCAGCCAGGUUCAAAAGCUCUCUUCAAAGUGGAGAAAAUCUUGACUAAUAAGAAGGUUCUCACGGAUGUUGCACAGCUAAGCUCGCAGUACCAGACGUCCUUUCUGGAUGCUUUCCACAACGUAGCGCUGCGCUUCACGCCCAGAAACGUGGUCUUUCCUCCCGGUGAGAGGCUCUGCAGACUUUAUUUGGCAGCAAUGCAUUUCAAUGAAAACUCGAGUCGCAUUCAAGUAGGAACAACUGCAGGAAAUUGGAGGAAUGCAACACAUUUCCCAAAGAAGGGAGGACACACGCUAGAGCCAGUGAAGACACCACCAACACAACGCUACGUUCACAACCUGAUAUCUGAUGUCUUUGAGGAGAUUGUCCCUCAUCCCCAGCCGUACUUAAAAAGGAUCCAAGAGAUCCAGCUCAGCUGUCAUAGGCCUUCGACCGUCCUCCACUGACAGGAGCUGGGGCUGCAUACAGGUCUCGUUUUUGGCAAGUGUAGCUGUAAAGGUACACACUGGCCUGUGUCCAGGAAUUUGCUUUGGAUCUGCAGGGCAACACAAACUGGAACAACUCUGACCUUUCUCCUGAAAUAACCCAGCACUAUCCCACAAAACAUCUGAAUGCCAGAUAUCAGCAGCCUGGAAAAGAGAGGACUUUUAAAGGUUGUACAAAGCUCUGAAGAGUGUAGUUUUUUUUUUAUGAAGUAGAUUAGAUUGUUUUAAUCUUUCAUAUUGCCUUCAGACAAUUUGUUUUAAUUAGACCAGAGUUUUGCAUUUGUUAAUACUAAUACAAAGUAAUCAAAUAAAUUUGAACUCUUUUCAAACAAAACAUGCAUCUCACCUUUCAUAACCAAUGGGGUCAUAAUCAGCUCUAUAAAUGUUUAACAGACUGGUUUUAAUCCUGGGUGGUGUCGGCCCAUCUUAGCUAAAGCUAUCGUCUUUCUCAUGACCCAAGGAAUCUCCUUGCAGCAUGUUCUCAGCCUCUAUUAGCAUCCUGGUGCACUUCCUGUAUGUGCACCUAUAAAUGUAUAUUAGUGUGUUAGUUGUGUGUUAUAAUUCAUGCAUCUUAUGAAAUACAGUGGCAUGUCCAGGCCUUUUGGAAUGGGGUGGCCCAUGGCCCAGGUGGGGAACUUAUUUAUGCUUACAAAAUCAUUUUAAUUUUUGUGAAUUUGUGAGCUCCACAUUUUGCCAUCAACAGCUGUACUGUGGUGGUUAGCAAGCCAAGUCUUGGUACAUUACCUCCACCAAAUAGGGUGGAGUAGGACUAGGACUCUAAAUACUAUUUGUCUAUAUGAAAACAAAUGUUCUGUAGGCGUGCUGCUGGAAACCAACGUUAAAGGUGUAGGCUACAACCUACUAUGUUGGGUUUUGUAAUUCCAAACCUUUUGUGGACAAUGUAAGUCAGUUUGAAUGGAACUCAACGGGGUGGCCAAUCAGAUUUCAAGGGUGGAAUCUGCCACCCCAGGCCUUUACCUGAUAAAAAUGUAAAUCAAAAAUUAUACAGCAUGGUGCAGAAACUUGUCAGUAAUUUACCAUUAAAGAAAUAACUUGUUAGAUGCAACGCCAGAUAUUUAAGCCCUUCUUUUAACGGAUUACGGCUUAGUUUAAGAAAACCCCACAUUUAAACUCAUAGAGAACUGUUUGACCCGAAGCCUAAUCAUGAGUCAGUAAUUGGUCUAGUGGGCUGAACCAAUGAUCUUUUUUUUUUAAUGUUUUAAUACAUCUUUAUUUUAUAUUACUUAAGAAAUUAAGACUGUUUGAAGUUCUCUCUGACCCCAGUAAGUGAAUCAGACAGACACCAGUGAAAGUUAUGGUUGAAGUAACUUUAUUGAAGGUAAAACUAAAAGAAACAGAGCCACCAGUUGAUUAUCAACCAUCAGCUUUGCAUCGAGACCCCAUGGCUACAAGAAGACAGUGUUCGAGUGGGCGUAAAACUAUCUGCUCAUCUACGGCUCCUAGGAAACUAAAGGGGGAACAAAAGAAAGGGAACCAGCUUUGUCCAAUGAUUCAACCUUACAAUCCAGUUUAUUAGCAGAAACAUCAGAAAUAACAGCCUACCUUUAUUAACAUGCAUUAAAUACAACAUGAAGUCUUAUAUUUAGUUUUAACAUGGAUAUAUACUGCUGUGCUUCUCUGUACACACUUGGAAUAAGAUACAACUCAGAACUCUUAUCCUAGUGAGCAGAACCUGUGUUACACCAUUUGUAAUUUUCCCAAUCAAAUACAGCAGACAUACACCAACCACUUCUAAUUCUUAGGAGGGCAAAAUGCUCCUUAAGGUCUAGACUGGAGAGGAGGGGAACCAGCCUGGUGACCAGCUGGAUCCUCCUCAUCAUCAGCGUGGGAAGGUGAACUGCAUCAGGGUCUAAGUGUGCGCAGAGGAAAUCAGGAUGACCAAUCUGUGGCUGAGCCACCAUUGUAUUUUUCGUUAUAAAAAGGAGUUUGUACUUGACAGAAACUGGUUUAUGACCUAGAGAGGAAACACUAUCUUCUUAUGAGCACGCAGGUGGGAAAAAUUAAAACAAAAACAGGAUAAAAUGCAUUGAUUAACCAAAAAACAAAACUAAGUGAAAAGGAAAAACAGAAUCCCAUAAUUUGACGUUUGAACCAGCAACAUUUCCACCCGCUUCCAGGCGACACCCUCACAUUGCGUACUUUUGUGUCCAUUCUUUUGCCAUUUUGAUGUAUCUGCAAGGAAGAAGAGAAACACUCAAUGUUUCUGCAGCAACCCCACUACUUCUGCAUCCUAACAAAGCACGCGUGCACACGGGCACCAUCAGGUUUUAGAUUCCAGCAUGAAUUAGAUCAAUAGCCAACAUCUACAGAACAUAGAAAUAAUGCAACUUUCUUCUCACAGGUGAAGAAUUCAGGAGGAAAUAUUUCAGUACCCUAUACAAAAUAACCAUGCUGUGGUUAGUGGCCUUGUCUCAUGCAUGUUCCACCAAGAUAAUCCAGUCUGGUCUUAAGGACUACUUUGGUCCCGUUAUUGCAUCGAUUCCAACAGAAACCUGAUCGUGUGUCGAUUUAGGACAAAGCAAGAGCUGAAAAUUCAUUAACUGUUGCACACAAGGCCCAGAGGACUCCAGGUGCCUUUGCCAAUGCACGUUUGAAAACUUAAAAGGCUGUGCAGGAAUAUUUUGGUAACCAAAAAAAAAAAAAAAACCACUUGCAUAAAACCAAGAUGCAUGUUAAGAGACUGAAGCAGAACAGAUGAGUUACUGCGUUUACACUGGAACUAGAAUUUUUUUCUUUACACACAAAAAUGGGAAAUCAGCUGCAAGUCUCCAUUUAACCACAGAGACAAAAAUAUAUCUGCGCUCACAACACCAAGAUGCAGCGCUGGCCCGUAGCCUUACCCUAAAGCAUGGCAUACUUGGUUGUCCACUCCUGAGCUAGUUUAUUGUACCUAACAAAGUGAAACCACAUUACACAAGAAUUCCCAGAAGGAAAGGUGUGACCCCCCCCAUCCCGAUCAAUCAUUGAUAAGCCUCUAUAAAAUUUGCUCUGGGUGACAUUUCUUCAGAAGUAACAGGCGACAGUUUAAUCCCAAACACCACUUACUUCUGACUAUCUGUUUUGUAGAUUCGUGCGAUCUCUGGCACUAGUGGGUCAUCAGGGUUUGGGUCACAUAGCAGUGAGCAAAUGGAGAGAAGAACUGAAAGAGAGUUUGUUUUAAUCAAUAAUGAGAAGAUGAAACACAGAACAGUAAUCACAGUCGCUGGCCGUUAACACUCAUACCUUUAGAAAUAGUAAGUGCAGGAGACCACUGUGAUCUGAGAAUAUCCAGACAGAUACUGCCAUUACUGUUAAUAUUUGGGUGGUAAAUUCUUGUUGUAAAAGCAACCUGAAAGAAGGAAAAUACAGUUUCAAAAUCAGCAGUCACACAAUUUAAAUUUCUGUCCAGUUUUAGAUCCCAAGAACAUGACUGGGCAGAGAUGCCUUUCAGUAAAGAAGAAGAAGAAAAAAAAAA